Messenger RNA from Suncus etruscus (white-toothed pygmy shrew), 3998 nucleotides. RefSeq names its product BMP2 inducible kinase (gene BMP2K). NCBI's taxonomy places the organism in Eukaryota, Metazoa, Chordata, Mammalia, Eulipotyphla, Soricidae. The coding region runs from base 1 to 3378 and encodes 1125 amino acids. Gene Ontology annotation, molecular function: ATP binding; protein kinase activity. Gene Ontology annotation, biological process: protein phosphorylation. The transcript has 16 exons. The record is from RefSeq and is a predicted model, not a curated record.
AUGAAGAAGUUCUCGCGGAUGCCCAAGUGCGAGGGCGGCGGCGGCUCGGCGGCGUUGGCGGGCGGCGGGGCCGGCGGGGUCGGGGCCGGCUCGGGCUCGGGCUCCGGCGGCUCGUCCGUGGGCGUGCGGGUGUUCGCCGUGGGCCGCUACCAGGUCACCCUGGAGGAGGCGCUGGCCGAAGGUGGAUUCUCCACAGUUUUCUUGGUGCGGACUCAUGGUGGAAUGCGCCAUGCAUUGAAACGGAUGUAUGUCAAUAAUGUGCCAGACCUCAAUAUUUGUAAAAGAGAAAUUACAAUUAUGAAAGAACUAUCUGGUCACAAAAAUAUUGUGGGUUAUUUGGACUGCGCUGUUAAUUCAAUUGGCGAUAAUGUAUGGGAAGUGCUUAUCUUAAUGGAAUAUUGUCGAGCUGGACAGGUUGUGAAUCAAAUGAAUAAGAAGCUACAAACAGGCUUUACAGAACCAGAAGUGUUACAGAUAUUUUGUGAUACCUGUGAAGCUGUUGCAAGAUUGCAUCAGUGUAAGACUCCAAUAAUACACCGAGAUCUGAAGGUAGAGAAUAUUUUGUUGAAUGAUGGUGGAAACUAUGUACUCUGUGACUUUGGCAGUGCCACUAAUAAAUUUCUUAACCCUCAAAAAGAUGGAGUAAAUGUAGUUGAAGAAGAGAUUAAGAAGUAUACAACUCUGUCCUACAGAGCUCCUGAAAUGAUCAACCUUUAUGGAGGGAAAUGCAUCACCACUAAGGCUGAUAUCUGGGCACUGGGAUGUUUGUUGUAUAAACUUUGUUUCUUCACUCUUCCUUUUGGUGAGAGUCAGGUUGCCAUAUGUGAUGGAAGCUUCACCAUCCCAAAUAAUUCUCGUUAUUCCCAUAACAUGCAUUGCUUAAUAAGGUUUAUGCUAGAGCCAGAUCCAGAGCAAAGACCUGAUAUAUUUCAAGUGUCCUAUUUUGCAUUUAAAUUUGCCAAAAAGGAUUGCCCAGUAUCGAACAUCAAUAAUUCUUCUUUACCUUCAACUCUUCCUGAACCCAUGACUGCUAGUGAAGCAGCUGCUAGGAAAAACCAAAUAAAAACCAGAAUAACAGAUACCAUUGGACCAACAGAAACCUCAAUUGCACCAAGACAAAGACCAAAGGCCAACUCUACAGCUACUGCCCCCACUGUACUGACCAUCCAGAAUUCAGCAACACCUGUUAAAGUCCCUGCUCCUGGUGAAUUUGAUAACCAUAGACCAAAAGGCCCACUACGACCUGGAAAUGGCCCUGAACUUUUACUGGGUCAGGGCCCCUCUCAGCAACCUUCCCAUCAACAUAGAGUACUUCAACAACUACAACAGGGAGACUGGAGAUUACAGCAAUUUCAUCUACAGCAUCCUCAUCCUCACCAGCAGCAACAUCAGCUACUUCAGGAUGCUUAUAUACAUCAGUAUCAGCAUGCAAUUCAACAGCAACAGAUACUUCAACAACAGUUUUUAAUACAUUCGCGGUAUCAGUCACAGCCUUCUACAUCACAGUUUCCUGCAAUGAUGCAGCAGUAUCAGCAGGCUUUCAUGCAACAGCAAAUGCUAGCACAACAUCAGCAGUCUCAACAACCGGCAUCACCUGAAUAUCUUACCUCCCCUCAAGAGUUCUCGCCAGCUUUAGUUUCAUAUGCUUCAUCACUUCCAGCUCAGGGAACAUUACUGGACUCCUCUUAUAGUGCCAAUAGGUCAGUUGCUGAUAAAGAGGCAGUUACAAAUAUCGCAAAUCAGAAGAGUAUCAAUAACCCACCUGAUAUGUCAGGGUGGAAUCCUUUUGGAGAGGAUAAUUUCUCUAAAUUAACAGAAGAGGAACUGUUGGAUAGAGAAUUUGACCUUCUAAGAUCAAACAGACUGGAGGAGAGAGCACCCUCAGAUAAGAAUGUAAACCCACUUUCUGCUCCACAUAACCAUCCUCCAGAAGAUCCUUUUGGUUCUGUUCCUUUCAUUUCUCACUCAGGUUCUCCCGAAAAGAGCACUGAACAGCCACCCAUGAAUCAAGAGACUGUUGUAAAUCCUAUGAAGAACAGAAAAGCAAGUCCAGUAUCUAAAGAUCACCGGGCUGGAAAGAAAGUGUCAGAGAAUUCAUCAAUACAGAUUCAAGUGCAAAAGGGGAAUGCCGAAUCCGAAAGUGAUUUUGAAUCAGACCCACCUUCUCCUAAGAGCAGUGAAGAGGAAGAACAAGAGGAAGAAGUUCUCCAGGGUGAACAAGGAGACUUUAAUGAUGACGACACUGAACCAGAAAAUCUGGGUCACAGGCCUCUCCUUAUGGAUUCGGAAGAGGAGGAAGAGGAGGAGAAGCAUAGUUCCGAUUCUGAUUAUGAGCAGGCCAAAACCAAGUACAGUAGCAUGAGCCCUAUUUACAGUGGGCCAGUUCGGGAGCCUAAUACAGCACUCCUCUCCCCAAGCAAGGUUCCCUCUGAUGCUGGACUAGAGACUCCUCAACAGGAAUGUGAUGUAUUUGGCGCUGUCCCCUUCUUUGCAGUACACACUCAGCAAGGAGAGAAUGAAAAGAACCUCUCUCAACAGCUCCGCUUCCCCGCUGUGGGUCUGGAGCAAGAGGAGUUUGAUGUCUUCACAAAGGCCCCCUUCAGCAAGAAAGUGAUUAUCCCAGACUGCCCUGCAGCAGUAACUGAAGCACACACUCGACCUGGCUGUCCAAAAAGUGUUGAUAUUUUUGGCUCCACCCCAUUUCAGCCUUUCCCUACUUCAACAGGUACCAGUGAAAGUAAGGAGGACCUUUUUGGGCUUGUGCCCUUUGAGGAAAUAACGGGGAAUCAUCAACAAAAAAUUAAACAGCGCAGCUUACAGAAACUCUCUUCUCGCCAAAGGCGCACCAAGCAGGAUGUGUCCAAAAGUAAUGGGAAGCGGCAUCAUGGCACGCCCACCAGCACCAAGAAAGCCGUGAAGCCCACCUACCGCACUCCUGAGAGGGCUCGCAGGCACAGAAAGGUGGGUCGCCGAGACUCGCAGAGUAGCAAUGAGUUUUUAACCAUUUCAGACUCCAAGGAGAAUAUUAGCGUUGCACUAACUGACGGGAAGGACAGGAGCAGUGUCCUGCAACCAGAGGAGAGUCUGCUGGAUCCCUUUGGGGCCAAACCCUUCCAUCCUCCAGACCUGCCUUGGCAUCCUUCACAUCAGAGCCUAAGUGACAUCUGUGCUGAUCACAAUCCUGUCCUGCCCGGGCGGCCAAGGCCAAAUUCAUUGCAUGGGUCAUUCCAUGGCACAGAUGCACUGAAAAUGGAUGACUUUGGUGCUGUGCCCUUCACAGAACUUGUGGUGCAAAGCAUCACUUCCCAUCAGUCCCAACAGUCCCAGCCAGUGGAAUUGGACCCAUUUGGUGCCGCUCCAUUUCCUUCUAAACAGUAGCUUCUCUUGAGGGACCUCUUGGCAUUUUUAAACUCCUGUUAAAAAAAAAAGUACGGGCAGUUUUAUGAAUCUGAAGGAAUUACGACAUGUCAAUCAGAAUAGGUGAUUAAGAAAAACCCAAUAGGAACAUUUUCACUGGGUGGUGACUUGACAUGCCUGCCAAGCAACAGAAAAGGGCACUGAAUGGCAUGUACUAACCAGUUUCGACACCCAGGGAAAAUGUGACAUCUGCCCAGCUGUGUGGCCAUUGCAAGGGAUUCAAGCUGUAUGGUUAUUUUUGUGACAAUUUGUAUAUGUGUAAUUCCAGGUCCAUUCCAGAAUCCAGCAUUGAAAAUUAAGCCUACUUGUAUAUACAGAUUACUUUUGUGAAUAUCUGAAAGGUUUCUUCUAAUUUCACACAGUGAAAGAUAAAAAAAAUCUAGUUCUCAUAAAGAAUUAAGUUAUUAUCUGGAUAGUGCAGAACUUUUGGUCCUUUUUUCCUCUACAAAGCAAAGCCAGAAGUAACUGACUAUCGUGCCUAACUAAAACUUUUGCUUCAUUUUAAAACAAGUGCCAUUAAAUAGCAGGAGAAAAAAUGUCUGUAACAGAAACUGAAGGAAAAUAAUCUGACUUUUGAAAAA